AUGACUGGAUUGCUGGCCCAGCGGGGUUUGUUGUUUGGAAUCGCACCAUUUCGGUCAUUUUUUGCAUCAGCUACUUUAUUGGCAAGAUUGCGAGAAGGAAACGGCAAUGUCUUUUUGAAGGAUUUAGGCCGAUUAACAGUUGUUCAAACUGAUGAUGAGCCUUAUACGCCGGGCCAGCUAUUUAUUCACAAGCUCUUUCCCUACAGAGGUAUCGUUUUGUGUUCCUUUCCCUGUCCUGUUGAAGAAAAGUUACUUAAUGCAAAUAAUGAUGAUCCCGUAAUAAUAACUCACAAGUCAUUGUUUUAUCAAGUGCUUAUUCACUGCGGUGAUUGGAAAAAUAUGCAUUUUCCAGUAGACAUUACUUCGUAUUUGGAAGAUGCAGGUACAGUUCAUGGUGAAAAAGUUCUGACUGUUGUAUUUGGAAUGGAUUGUGUUCCUCAUGAUGAGAUUGUACCAUAUAGGACACAUAUCACACGGCCUAUUGUUCAUAAUCUGUUCGGUGGCCUUUUCGAAUGUACAGCGGUAGAAGAUAAUGACCUCAUAUUUAGUAUACGUAAAGAACCAAGUUUUCUGAUAGGUCAACAUUCAAAUUGCAUAUUGAAUCAACUCAAACCCCACUUCGCUUACCGCGAAACGACAGAUGGAAUACGGGUGACUGUGAUAACAUUUUAUCUUGGAUUAAAUACAGUCAGUGGACAACAAAAACACUGGUGGCGUUAUGUAAUACGUCUGGAAAAUUUGAAACCUUGUCACAUAAUUAUUCGUUCGAGAGAAAUGAAAGUUUACAGCUUAAGUAAUAUGCAGCAACAAAAAAUGCCAAGCAUUGCUGGUGGGAAUCCUCGACUGACACCAGAAGAGCCAGCAUUUCAAUAUAGCGGUAUGGUUGGUGUAGUAGUGGAUAAAGGAUCGUAUGCAUGGGGGAAUUUCACAAUGGAACGAGAAGAAGAUCGAACAUCAUUCCUUGUUAAAGUACCCACAUUUAGAUUGGAAUGUGAUUCCAAUCCAACACCAGAGAAAACUGAACAAUUGAGUUAG
Molecule: messenger RNA, 1035 nt
Organism: Acanthocheilonema viteae
Lineage: Eukaryota; Metazoa; Nematoda; Chromadorea; Rhabditida; Onchocercidae
Source: the annotation of a GenBank genome assembly